This is a messenger RNA of Opisthocomus hoazin, 2076 nucleotides long. Lineage: Eukaryota; Metazoa; Chordata; Aves; Opisthocomiformes; Opisthocomidae. The record is from RefSeq and is a predicted model, not a curated record.
AUGAUGAAAAUGUUACCUUUUUUCCAAAGUGGCCCUAUUGGAAUACGCAAUGGAUCAGAGGGUUGCAUUGGUGAAAACAGGCAGCUUGAAAACCCUUCGACACCAGUAGCUGAGAAAGUCCCUGCCUGUCCUGAACCUUCUGUAGACGACAUCUGGUCCAGGGACCAGGAGAAGAUGAGUGAAAGGCCAGAGACAGCCUGCAGACCCUCACGUGCAUCUUCCAUCACGAGCAAUGGGAGCUGCACCUCUGCUGGAGACAGCCCUGAAAAGGGGAAGAAGGGAAUAAAGGGAAUCUUUACAAGUGCACUUAAGAAGAUGAAAAAGGUCAAGCCACCCAGUGUCAAACAAAUCAUGGAUCUCCUUGAAGAGCAAAAGUUUUGUGACGCUGCCCAGCAUCUGAUUAUCCUGGAGAAGAGCCUGUCUAGCAAAAGUGAGGAGGGACUGAACACCAGCCAGCAAGAUGUCGAGUCUGUCUACGAAGUUCUGAAGCACAAAGUCUUCAGCAUCUUGAAAGACUCCGUACUGCUAGCAAAAACAAACCCAGAACUGCUGCAGCAGGCAGUAGAGGCACUGAAAGAGCAGGAGAAAGAAGAUCAGAACUACAUGUCAGAGAAUCCACCUGACCAAAACAUGCAAUUUAGACCUAGAAAAUGGAAAGAGCUUUGGCUGGCUACAGUAAAGGAGUCGGUAGAGACUCGAAUGAAAGACACGAGUCAUACUCCUAGAACUGAGAACCUCUCUACAGUUGGCCAAAACCUCCUGCACAUGGGGAAGACAAUGAAAGAAGACUUGACAGUAGUUGUAAAGUACAUUAAACAGCUUUAUCCUCCUGAGUUUAACAUGUUCAGCACAUAUGCAGAACUCUACCACAAUUAUUUUGCCUCCCAGGCGAAGAAAAGUGCAGAGUCUCCUCUCGAAGACAAGGAUAUCUACCUUCUCCUCUCAUGGGUGCACAACAUUUAUCCAAAAGAUAUGAGAAAAGAUCACGUUUUAGCUGAGGAGUUGGAAAAAGUUAAGCUUGGAAGCCUUUUGCCAUCAAGUCUGAGCAAAGAGCUUGAAAAGAAAUACCUUGACGGUGAAGAGGUUACUAUCAAAAAUUCACUGAGCAAAUGUUUAGACAAGGAAAUCCAAAGAUGGAAAGAAGACAAAGAACCAGAGAAACUAAAUGGACAUUUUCAGAGUGAACUACUAGCAAUAUUUGUUAUCCAGAGUAUCUACAGCGGCCAGAAGCGAGCCAGGGACAUCAGCGCGGCAGUGGGCGAGGAGCUGUCGCAUCGCCUGUCGACGGAGCUGCCGGCCUUCCUGAAAAGCUACAAGGAUGCUUUUGAAGACUUUAAGGAGAAAAGCAAGAAGCACAGAUACUACAAGCCUAUACUGAUUGCAAAUAUUAACAACUGCUGGAAUUUUAGAGACUACGCAGAUAAAAACAUGGCAGAAAAGGAUGACAACAAAGCCAAUAUCCUCAGCACCCUUGGCGACAUUGAAAACAGCGGCUUUGACGUGCUGCUCCAGCAGCUCUUUGCCCAGCUGAAGCCAAUUUAUAAAAAGUUUACAGAAAAUAAGUGGGACUCCAGCAAUGAAAUUAUGAAUGAGAUUAUUAAAACCACCAGCAAACAUAUUUCAGACUUCCGGACCCUAAAGGACCCUUUCUACCAGGCUAUUGUCGAGAAGAUCCAUGCUCGUUUGGUUAAAGAGUACAUCGUGAGGCUGCUGAAGAGAAAAGUCAGCCUGAAAACGCCAGCGCAACAGCAAAACCUGGCCCAAAAUGUCUCCAAGAACGCUGCCGAGCUGGAAGCCUUCUGCACCAGCAAUGGCUCUCAAGCUACGUGGCUGAAUUCUGCGCUCCCCAAACUGGCUGAAAUAAUCCGACUUCAGGAUUUGGGUGCUAUUAAAAUUGAGGUUGCAACACUCGCCACGACAUACCCCGACAUCCGCAAAAGGCACCUGGAAGCGUUCCUGCACAUCAAAGCCAAUUUGUCACGCAGCGAACUGAAAAGUAUCCUGGGCUACUUGGCAGAUAGCACGGCAUCCACACUGCCCGGGACCCCGCUCUUCUCCAACAUCAACGUGUCCUAG